This is a messenger RNA of Penicillium salamii, 1074 nucleotides long. The record is from the annotation of a GenBank genome assembly. NCBI's taxonomy places the organism in Eukaryota, Fungi, Ascomycota, Eurotiomycetes, Eurotiales, Aspergillaceae.
AUGCACGCCCCGUUCACCACACGCUGUCGAACCGCCUUGCUGCGCUGCAAUAUGCCAGGCUCUGUACGCCGACUGACCAAUGAUGCCAGGAAGUCCCCAAGACCUCGAGUCCACGUCUUGGGUCUUGGAAGCAUUGGCACGUUCGCUGCGCACUCACUCUCCGAAAUCCCUCAUCCUCCAUCGGUGACCUUGCUUUGCCACCGACCGUCCCUCCUCGACGCAUAUCGUGAUAAUGGAAGCCAAAUCUCCCUUGAGACGAGGGAAGGCCAGCAGGUAGAUUAUAAGGGUCACGACUUGGAGGUGUUCCGGGAUGGUCAUUGGUACUCAGGGGCAGCUCCAACCGAUACAGGUGCUCCAGAAACCAGCCCGAUCGAGAACCUCAUUGUAGCCGUGAAAGCGACCCAGACAGCUUCUGCACUUGAAAGGUUGAGAAACCGACUGACCCCGCAAUCGACUAUUCUGUUCCUGCAAAACGGAUGCGGGAUGAUCGACAGGGUUAACGCCCAGCUUUUCCCUCAUCCCACCGAGCGCCCAAAAUAUAUCGUCGGUGUUAUUUCUCAGGCGUCACUCUUCGCAAAUCAUUCGACAUCCCAAGAAACUCUACAGCAAAACUAUUUACUCGGCGCUCUUCCCUUAUCUCCCCGUCUCAAUGCCACGGCCUACAGCUACACCGAUGUGUUCCAGAUCCAGCUCGAGAAGCUGGCGGUCAAUGCGUUCUGCAAUCCACUAUGUGCGCUGAAUGAUGCCGAAAAUGGAUUUCUGUUUACUAUACCCGAGAUGCGGCGCGCAAUCUUGGAGGAAAUCUCAACCGUGGCUUGCGCGCUGCCAGAAUUACAACAUGUGGAGAAUCUGAAAGAACGAUUCGCCGUGGACAAACUCGAGACAACCGUAAAUGCGAUCAUCCAAAAGACAUUCCAUACGACGUGUUCGAUGGUGUGGGACUUGCGGGCAGGUCGCGAAACUGAAGUCGAGUUCAUCAACGGUUAUUGGGUGAAGAGGGGGAGAGAGCUCGGUGUGCCCACGCCUAUCAAUGUGGAACUGGUUGAAAAGGUUACGAGACGGAACCAAAGUUAG